AUGCUGCCUUACCUGUUCCCUGAGCUGUCCACCUUUGCUACAGUCGCCGAUCUUAUCACCCACCUUCGCACUAGUGACGCUCGCCUGCGUGCCGCCCUUCCCACCGAGUUCUGCGCUAAGAACCCCCCUCCACUGUACUGGACACUCCACUUCAUAGUCACCCGUCUCCCUGACACCCUCAGCUCAGUGCGCGACUAUUUCCUUGCUCGCUGUCCCACUGAGCUCACUGUCGCCCUCCUAGAGGAGAAGCUGCUAGCAGCCGAGAAGAGCAUUGUAGCUGUAGGUGCUGCUCGCGGCGCUCCUCGCACCCCCAUCUUUGGGGUGUUCUUCUCCCUCGCCCCCCUCGCUCCCUCCUACGCUACUACUCUGCUGCUGCUGUUGACUUCCUUGGUGCUGAGUCUGCUGGCGCUGCUUCUGCUCCUGGUGGGAGGCGCCGCACUGGCAAGGGCAAGGGGGGCAAGGGUGGCGGGGGUGGCGCUGGGGGGGGAGGGGGUGGGGGAGGUGGGGGGGGAGGCGGUGCUGGAGGGAGCGGUGGCGGGAGUGCCGGUGGGAGUGGGGCCGGCGGCGGAGGCGGGGGCGGCGGCGGGAGCAGUGGCGGUGGUGGCAGCGGCGGCAGUGGCGGCGUUUGCGGUAGUGGGCGGUGGGCGGUGGGCGGUGGUGGCGGUCGGCGGAGGCCGCUGUUCCUAUGUCAUUCGCACAGGUGAUCGCAAGGGACAGACGUGUGGGAGGUUUCACACCCCGUACCGCUGCUUCUUCCGCCUUGACGACGCUUGGCGUGAGGAGAUGGGCGAGGAUGUUGAGCGCCCUCGCUGGGCUGAGCUGAUGAGGGCUGGGGUUGAUAUCUUUGCUCUUGACUAUGAUGCUAUUAUAGCUGCCAUGUAUGCAUUGACUGUUAGUGCCGAGGGAGACUGUUACUUGUGUGUGCCGCCUGACCCAGGUAUAGAGCCCGCUGCCCUAGGUACUAGUGAGUCUGCUCUCUCUGGUAUGGUGCCCCCUGUACCUGCUCCCUCCUGCACUGUCCCUGCUGCUUGCGAGUCUGCUCUCUCAGGUACAGCACCCACAGAGACUGCUCUCUCAGUCUCCUUGGCUGAUCCCUCUGGGGGCCCGGUCCUUGCCCGGUCCACCACUGUGCUCCCUUGUCCGGCGGUUCCGUCUGGCUCGUUGACAGGUUUCCACCUCCCCUCGUUCUCGACGAACCUGGUGAGCAACGCUGUCCUCCAGGAUCAGUGGGUUGACACCUUCACCCCUGGAGGACAGGUUUGUGGCGAUCUGCACGUGCUCCAGGACCGGCCGUCACCUGGCUACACUCUUCUCUGGCACCACCGCCUGGGUCACCCCUCCUUGCCACGCCUCCGUGGCAUGCACCGUCGCCACCUUGUGUCUGGUCUUCCCAGGUCCCUCCCUCCCCUCCCUGCCUCGCCUGCGCCGCCUUGCCUUCCUUGCGUCGAGGGGCGGCAGCGCGCCGCUCCUCACUCCUCCUCGUUCCCCCCGACAGAGGCUCCUCUGCAGACCCUCCACCUGGACGUGUGGGGCCCAGCCCGCGUUCGUGGUCAGGGCGGUGAGCGGUACUUUUUGCUGGUUGUCGACGACUACUCGCGUUACACCACGGUCUUCCCCUUGCGCACCAAGGGUGAGGUCCCUGCUGUUCUGAUCCCUUGGAUCCGCACAGUUCGUCUCCAGCUCCGCCGCCGUUUCCGGACGGAUCUUCCUGUCCUGCGUCUGCACUCUGACAGAGGUGGUGAGUUUUUUCCCGACCUCUUGAGGACCUUCUGUCAGGCGGAGGGCAUCGAGCAGACCUUCACGCUUCCGGACUCCCCACAGCAGAAUGGGGUUGCUGAGCGCCGCAUUGGCCUGGUCAUGGAGGUCGCUCGUACCUCCUUGGUCCACGCGGCGGCUCCCCAUUUUCUGUGGCCGUUUGCUGUCCGGUACGCCGCGCAUCAGCUCAACCUCUGGCCGGCCCCUGUCUCCUUGCCAGAGACCUCGCCCACACUGCGUUGGACGGGGGAGGUUGGCGAUGCGUCGCGCUUCCGGGUGUGGGGUGCUCGUGCCCUUGUCCGCGAUACGUCCGCGGACAAGCUCUCCUCCCGCACGCUUCCCUGUGUCUUCCUUGGCUUUGUAGACCCUCCUCCCGUCGCUGAGCCUGUCGAGGUCACAGGUGACUCAGGUGCUGCUGCAGGUGGUGCUGAGUCUGGGGGUGCUGAGCCUGAGGGUGCUGGGCCUGGGGGUGCUGGGACUGCGGGUGCUGGGGCUGAGGGUACUGUGCCUGAGAGUUCGGCGCCUGGGGGUGCUGAGCCUGGGGGUGCUGCGACUGGGGGUGCUGAGCCGGCGUGUGCGGAGUCUGGGGGUGCUGAGUCUGGGGGUGCUGCGCCUGCGGGUACUGAGCCUGGGGGUGCUGCUACUGAGCCUACGGAGCCUCGGGUUGCUGCGUCUGGGGGUGCUCCGGUUCGGGGUGCUGAGCAGUCUCUCACACCACAGCAGCUUCGUGACUGGUACGUCCGGCGCUUUCGCCGUCCUCGUGGCUCGGCUGGAGCUGGGGGUGCUGGAGCUGCCGGGACUGGUUGUUCUGGGAGCACUACGACUGGAGCUGCUGGAGCUGGGGACUCUGGAGCUGGCGGCGCUAGCGGAGUUGUAGCUGCGGACCCUGGGGGUGGUGCUGCUGCUGGUGCUGCGGACCCACCUGGUGGAGCUGCUGCUGGAGCUGAGGACCCGGGCGGUGGCGCUGCUGCUGGUGCUGGGGACCCGGACGCUGGAGUCUCUUCUGCUUCUGGAGCCGCUGCGCGGCCGCGGCCGUACUUCGUACCGCUCCUUCAGCAGGUUCUUGGGCAGGCUCCUCCUCCUUGUCCUCCUCCCUCCGUAGAGUGUCCUCCGACUGUCCAGCCGCAGUCACAGUUGCCGCCUGCCUCGCCUCUCCCUGCUGCCCUUCUCCUUACACUGGUCCCACAGGAGGUCUUACAGAGCGUCUCUGACCGGUAUCGUGCUGAGCACCCUACUGUCACGCGUCUCCUAGCUACUGUUGUCACUGACCCUACCUUUGAGUCCUCUGCUGUGUCUGCUCUGGUCGCUGAGUUGGUCGACUUUGCUGCUGCCUGUCGUCUAGACUACGCCGCUAGUCUUGUUGCUGAGUCUGGGUCUGUCUGUCCUCCGUCCGUCGGGGGUGAGUGUGCUCUUGGCACGGACCUCCGCAUGCUAGACAUCCCUCGCGAGAUGCAUGGUCAGACGCAGCAGGUCACUGCCUCAGAGGCAUACUGGCAGACAGCCAUGGACAUGAGAUGGCAUCCUGGAAUCCUGAAGUCCACAGGCACCUACGUCGACGAGGUUCCCCCUCCUGGGGCGAACAUCGUCGAUGGCAUGUGGAUUUUCAGGGUGAAGCGGCCGCCAGGUUCUCCGCCUGUCUUCAAGGCUCGUUACGUUGCUCGAGGCUUCACCUGCACGAGGAGAUCUGGCUACGCGCCCCCACCUGGCUUUACUGGGUCGUUUCCUCCUGGUACCCAGUGGAGCCUCCGCCGGCCAGUCUACGGUCUCCGCCAGGCGCCACGCGAGUGGCACGACACACUGAGGACUACACUUGCGGCUCUUGGGUUCGCGCCGUCUACUGCUGACCCGUCGCUGUUUCUGCGCACAGACACGUCGCUGCCGCCGUUCUACAUUCUCGUGUACGUCGACGACUUGCUUUUGCUACUGCUGACACUGAGGCACUCGCUCAUCACCCGGGACAGAGCUCGCCGCACCAUCACCCUGACUCAGUCACACAUGGUGCAGCAGGUCACACAUGGUGCAGCAGGUCCUUCAACGCUUCGGCUUCCAGUUCUCCUCACCACAGGCCACACACGUCUGGCUACCAGUCACUCGCUCUCAGCUCCACCUCCGGACGAGUCCGUAGAGCCGAGUGGCCCGUACCCAGAGCUUGUGGGCUGCCUCAUGUACCUGAUGACUUGCACGCGACCUGACCUCGCGUACCCUCUUAGCAUCCUUGCUCGUUACGUUGCACCUGGGAGACACAGGCGAGAGCACUGGGAGGCUGCUAAGAGGGUGCUGCGCUACUUGUGCAGUACAUCAGGCAUGGGGCUGGUGCUUGGAGGACACGACAGAGUUGUCCUCACUGGUCACUCGGACGCUUCUUGGGUGGACGACCUGGCUACGCAGCGGUCGUCACAGGGUUACACCUUCAGCCUUGGCUCUGGUUCUGUCUCGUGGCGGUCCACCCGUUCUUCUUCUGUUCUCAGCUCUAGUUGUGAGGCUGAGAUCUACGCCACGGCCAUGGCUGCACAGGAGUUACGCUGGCUCACCUACCUGCUGACUGACUUGGGAGAGCGGCCUAGUUCUCCUCCAGUUCUGUACGGCGACAACAAGGCGGCCCUUGCCUUGUGUCAGGAGCACAGACUGGAGCACAGGACGAAGCACAUUGCUCUUCGCUACUUUCUUGCUCGAGAGCUUCAGCAGCGCGGUCAGCUUCGGCUUGUGUACGUGGACUCGAAGGCCAACACUGCUGAUAUCUUCACCAAGGCGCUCCCGCCUAGUGAUCAUCAGCGGCACUGUACUUCUUUAGGCCUUGUGUCCACGUUUCCUCACUUGCUCACUGCUUGA
Messenger RNA from Closterium sp. Yama58-4, 4584 nucleotides. NCBI's taxonomy places the organism in Eukaryota, Viridiplantae, Streptophyta, Zygnematophyceae, Desmidiales, Closteriaceae. The record is from the annotation of a GenBank genome assembly.